AUGGGCUGUGCUUUGUAUGUAUCAGUGCAGAACAGGCAUGGCCACACAAAGGGACUGGCCGUCAACCAUCUUGAAACCGCCUUUGACAAUCUUGGCCUCUCCUUGACAAAGUUAAUCCAUUCAUCUGCAGGACGGUUGCCACCAAUAACAUUCUGUGCCUUAAACCCCCACCCCACUCCUGCGCCUGUUGUGCACUUCCUGCGCUGGCUGCGAACACUGGCGCAUCUCCAGUUCGCCGUUCCAGCCUGUGACCAUGUAGAGUCUAAAGGCAAGGCGUUCAUGUCUUGCAGGGCAGCCAUCCCUGGCUUGCCAAAGAUUUUGCGAAUCCAUGCUGCAUAUGCGUCGAUAUUGCAAGGGUAA
Ostreobium quekettii is the source of this 360-nucleotide messenger RNA. The record is from the annotation of a GenBank genome assembly. NCBI's taxonomy places the organism in Eukaryota, Viridiplantae, Chlorophyta, Ulvophyceae, Bryopsidales, Ostreobiaceae.